AUGGCUGGUCUAUCAAGCAUGGAAAGAGGUGACGACGUCUUGAUAAUUUUCAAAGACAUGCAAAAAGCUGGUUGGCGACCAACAGAAUUGACUUUUGUGAGUGUCAUAAGUGUGUGUUUGUUGUCUAGAGUUGCUACUCAAGUACAUGGCCAAGCUAUUAAGAUGGGUUUUGAAGAUUGUACGUCUGUGAGUAAUGCAGCAAUAACCAUGUAUUCUAGUUGUGGGGACUUGAAUGCAGCUCGCAUGGUCUUCAUGAGAAUAAAAGAGAAGGAUAUUGUGUCAUGGAAUGCAAUUAUAACAAGUUAUGCUCAAGAGAGUUUGAGUGCAGAUGCAAUCUUAGCGUACCUUCAGAUGCAAAGGGACGACUUUGAACCCGAUGAGUUUACAAUUGGAAGCUUAUUAGCGAGCUCCGAGUUGCUAGUGGUUGUUGAGAUGAUUCAAGCCAGCGUAACAAAAAAAGCACUUAUCUUGAAAAUUGAAGUUUCAAAUGCAUUGCUUUCUGCUUUUUCCAAUCUUGGUGAACUGAACCAAGCCAAUAAACUGUUCCAUGAAAUGUCCCACAGGAAUUUGAUCUCUUGGAAUACAUUAAUUUCUGGAUUUCAAUUAAACGGAUUGCCAGUAGGCGGUUUGCAGCAAUUUCAUGAAUUGCUUCUAUCAGGAUUGAGGCCAAAUUUUUACACCCUCUGCCAUGCUUUGAGCAUUUGUUCCAGCAUUUCGGAUCAACAGCAUGGAAAACAGCUUCAUGGAUACAUUCUCACUUCUGGCGCAGAGAAAUGGGAAGAGUCGGCCGCUGUGAGGGAAUUGAUGAGGAGAUUUGGGGUGAUGAAGCAACCCGGUAGCAGUUGGAUCUGA
Molecule: messenger RNA, 852 nt
Organism: Fraxinus pennsylvanica
Lineage: Eukaryota; Viridiplantae; Streptophyta; Magnoliopsida; Lamiales; Oleaceae
Source: the annotation of a GenBank genome assembly